AUGAAAGUGACACGGGUUUGCGUUUUGUUGUGUUGUCAUUUUGUCAUUUGUACGGCAGAGUGGUUUACAGCAGCUGGAAUUGCAUUGGCAGGUAUCUUCGUUGCAAAACCGUUGUACUGUAGACUUAAAGAGUGCUGUAAAGAAAGAUGGAUCCCUCGUAAUAUUACACGCUUAGAUGUGCAAUUGAACGAACAAGUAUUUGGCCAACACAUCGCUGUGGAAGUGGUUUACAAAGCUAUUAAAGGUCACGUGCUAGAUCCAAAUCCUUCUAAGGCUUUGGUGCUUUCCCUUCAUGGAUGGACAGGAUGUGGUAAGAACCACAUCAGCACUAUUAUAGCAGACAGCCUUUACAAGCUUGGAGGAAAUAGUAAAUAUGUGCAUAAAAUAAUUCCAACCAAAGAUUUUCCCAAUGCUAACAAGUUGUCAUAUUACAAAGACAUAUUACUGAAGAAAAUCAUUGAGAGCGUCAAGAAAUGUUCUAAAACAAUGUUCAUCUUUGACGAGGUUGACAAGGCUCCCCAGGGACUGCUGAAUAUAUUAAAACCAUUUCUUGACCAUCAUCAAAAGAUUGAUGAUGUUGACUAUCGAAAGUGCAUAUUUAUUUUUCUUAGCAACACAGGUGGAAACCAUAUCAACAAUUUCGUUAUUAACCAUUGGAAACAGGGAAAGAAACGUGAGAAUCUUGAUGUUAAAGACAUGGAAAGCAUUCUCAACAAGGCUGUGUAUAAUAUUGAUGGUGGUCUAUGGCAUAGUGACUUAAUCUCACAUAAUGUUAUUGAUUUUUUUGUUCCUAUUUUGCCUUUGGAGCGACGGCAUGUCAAAGAAUGCAUUAAAGUAGAUCUCUUGCGAAAGAAUAGGAAUCCAUCAGAGGAUAUUGUGAAUAAAAUUGCCGAUCGUUUGCAGUAUGGUUCAGAUAUGAUGUUCUCUACAACAGGAUGCAAACGAGUGUCUACUCGUGUUGAUGAGAUCCUGUAUGACCGUAAACAGUUAGCAUUAUGAAGUAAAAACCUUUUCAUAACACAUUCAUAGAGUAAUUAAAUUACUUCUAUUUUAAUGCAAAGCUUCUCUCAUGAAACCUCUUUAAGAAAGAUGUUUGGCCACUAAGAGCUUACCAGCCAUUUGCAUGGUCAUUUCACUUAGAAAAACAACUUACAACAACAAACAAUGAGAAUAAAGUAAAGCAAUAACGCAAUGAAACUCAAUGAACAAUGAAAAUAAAUUCUAAACUGAAA
This is a messenger RNA of Xenia sp. Carnegie-2017, 1232 nucleotides long. RefSeq names its product torsin-1A-like. The transcript has a single exon. NCBI's taxonomy places the organism in Eukaryota, Metazoa, Cnidaria, Anthozoa, Malacalcyonacea, Xeniidae. Gene Ontology annotation, molecular function: ATP binding; ATP hydrolysis activity. Bases 1 to 999 code for a protein of 332 amino acids. The record is from RefSeq and is a predicted model, not a curated record.